AUAAAAGCCUCAAAAACAACCCAACAAACACUCAUUUAGUUCUUCUCUCUCUCUCUCUUCUUCUUCUUCUCUUCUUUCUCUCUCUACCAGAAAAAAAAAAUGGGAACUCUGAAAACCCUAAAUUUGAUAUCACGAAUCUCUCCAUGGUUUCUCUGCCUCGUUCUCACCGCCGCCGCCGAUGAAUCCGCCGUUAUGUCGAAGCUUCUCGCCGCUAUAUCUCCGGCUCCGAAGGGCUGGUCGUCCACCGCCGACUACUGCUCCGCCUGGGAAGGCAUAAAGUGUAGCUCUGGCCAAGUCACCGCCAUCAACUUGAGAGAUAUGUCUCUCACCGGAACUCUACCUUCCGAUCUCGGUACUCUCUCUCAGCUCACCACCCUCUCUCUCCAAGGCAACCAUUUCAAGGGUGCUUUCCCUUCCAUGGCCAAUCUUUCUCUCCUCGAAACAAUCUACCUUGACAGUAACAAUUUCACUUCGAUUCCUUCUGGUUGUUUUCAAGGACUCACCAGUUUGCAGACCUUGAGUAUCAGCCAAAACACCAAUCUAGGGCCAUGGAGUUUCCCUGCCGAGCUCACCGGAUCUUCUAGCUUGGUUACUUUGUAUGCCGGCAGUUGUAAUAUGUUUGGUACCAUUCCGGAUAUCUUCGGCUCAUUCCCGAAUUUGCAGGAUGUGAGGCUCUCUUACAAUAACCUUACUGGGGUUUUACCUCCGAGUUUCGCUGGAUCUGGGAUUCGGAAUAUAUGGCUUAAUAAUCAGCAAAUGGGGCUUUCGGGCACCAUUGAAGUGUUGGCGAACAUGACUAGUUUGUACCAGGUUUGGCUCCAUAAGAACCUAUUCACUGGUCCAAUUCCGGACCUUUCGCAUUUGGAUACACUAUUCGAUCUUCAGCUCCGUGAUAACUUGUUAACCGGCAUUGUUCCGACUAGUUUGUCGUCAAUUCCGAGCCUGCGAAACAUUACUUUGGCGAACAAUAAAUUGCAGGGUCCUAUGCCUUCGUUCCCCAAGUCUGUCACCAAUGUUGAACUCGACGGAACGAACAGUUUCUGUAAGGACACUCCCGGACCUUGUGAUGCUCAGGUGACGGCUUUGCUUGAUGUUGCAGGAGAUUUGGGUUAUCCAACGCUGUUAGCAAAUUCAUGGAAAACCAAUGAUGCUUGCUCAGACUGGAGUUUUGUUAUCUGUGAUUCUGAUGGGAAUGUUAUCACUGUGAAUUUUCAAAAGCAGCGUUUUGUGGGGACGAUCUCACCGGCUUUUGCUAAUCUUACAUCUUUAAAGAACUUGUACCUGAAUGAUAACAGUUUGACUGGUUCGAUUCCGAAAUCAUUGACCCUUUUGCCUCAGCUUCAGGUUCUUGAUGUUUCUAAUAACAAUCUUACUGGUGAAAUUCCCGCUUUUCCAUCAAGGGUGAAGUUUACAACGACUGGUAAUCUCUUACUUGGGAAAACUCAGGGCUCAGAAGGUGGAGGGACUUCGGGCUCUGGUUCUAACAACACGACUGGUGGGAGUUCAAAUGAAACAGGGAAUGGUAAUCGGGCUUCUGCUGGUAUGAUUGCUGGUAUAGUCACUGCUGUGAUUAUCUUUGUUCUUGUUAUAUUGUUUGUGUCAUAUAAAUGUUUCGUUAAGAGUAGGCACAAGAAAUUUGGAAGAGUUGAAAAUCCUGAAACUGGUAAAGAAAUGGUGAAGGCUAGCAUAAUGGGUGGUGGUAUGAAUAAUGGGUAUAAUGGAAUCGCCAGUGAUUUGCAGAGCCAGAGUAGUGGUGAUCGCAAUGAUUUUCCAGUGUUUGAGGGUGGUAAUGUCUCCAUCUCAAUGCAAGUUCUUAGACAAGUGACAAAUAAUUUUAGUGAAGAUAAUAUUUUGGGCAGAGGGGGUUUUGGAGUUGUUUACAAGGGAGAGUUGCACGAUGGGACUAAAAUUGCAGUGAAAAGAAUGGAGUCUAAUGACAUGGGCACGAAAGGGAUGAAAGAGUUUCAGGCAGAGAUUGCUGUUCUUACAAAAGUUAGACAUAGACAUUUGGUUGCGCUCUUGGGAUAUUGCAUCAAUGGCAAUGAGAGGCUUUUGGUAUAUGAAUACAUGCCACAAGGAACACUGACUCAACAUUUGUUUGAUUGGCGCGAGCAUGGGAUUUCUCCUCUUGCUUGGAAGCAAAGGGUUACUAUAGCAUUGGAUGUGGCAAGAGGAGUGGAGUAUCUGCACAGCUUAGCUCAGCAGAGUUUUAUCCAUAGAGAUUUAAAACCAUCUAACAUUCUUCUCGACGACUUGAUGAGAGCCAAGGUUGCUGAUUUCGGUUUGGUUAAACAUGCCCCUGAUGGGAAGUACUCUUUGGAGACGAGAUUGGCUGGGACUUUUGGAUACCUUGCACCUGAGUAUGCUGCAACCGGCAGAGUGACCACAAAAGUGGAUGUUUAUGCAUUUGGUGUGGUUUUAAUGGAGAUCAUCACUGGCAGAAAAGCUCUAGAUGACACAGUACCUGAUGAGAGAUCUCAUUUGGUCACAUGGUUCCGCCGAGUCCUAAUCAACAAGGAGAACAUCCCAAAGGCUAUCGAUCAAGUUCUUGAUCCUGAUGAGGAGACAAUGGAGAGCAUAUACAAAGUUGCUGAGUUGGCAGGACAUUGUACUGCUCGUGAGCCAUACCAAAGGCCCGACAUGGGACACGCAGUUAACAUCUUAGGUCCUCUUGUCGAGCAAUGGAAACCUUCCUGCCAAGAAGAUGACGAAAACGACGGUAUUAACCUAAACAUGAGCCUCCCUCAAGCUUUACAAAGAUGGCAAGCCGAUGAAGGGACUUCGAGAAUGUUCGAUGAUAUUUCAUUAUCGCAAACUCAAUCGAGCAUUCCAUCGAAAUUCGCAGACUCAUUUCAAUCAACGGAUUGCCGGUGAAAUGGAAAAAGAUGCCAUAAUUGGUAAGAGUCAAGAGAAAUCAUUUGGCUCCCAAGUGAUUUGAUGAUGAUUGAUCCCAUUGGAUCAUCAUCAGCACGAGUAUUGCAACUGCUUUAUUUUUUUUUUUUCUAUUCUCUUCCUUUUUUCCCCUGUAUUUACUGCUUAGUUUUGUUCUCCACACAAUGUUUCUUGUCCUAAACCAGAUGAAUAUGUAAAAAUUUACGGCUAUAUUUGAUUCUUUUGAACUAA
Humulus lupulus (European hop) is the source of this 3123-nucleotide messenger RNA. Its product is annotated as receptor-like kinase TMK4. Gene Ontology annotation, molecular function: protein kinase activity; ATP binding; protein binding. The coding region runs from base 100 to 2874 and encodes 924 amino acids. The record is from RefSeq and is a predicted model, not a curated record. The transcript is spliced from 2 exons. Lineage: Eukaryota; Viridiplantae; Streptophyta; Magnoliopsida; Rosales; Cannabaceae. Gene Ontology annotation, biological process: protein phosphorylation.